AAAAGAGUUUAAUACUCUCUUACACUAUAAAUCCGCUGUUCUCGUUCUGUGGAGAGAGUACACUGUUUUCCGCUCGCAGCUAAUCUCGCUACAGAUUACCACCUUCGAGAAAUUGGGAUUUGAACUGUGGGAAUUGUGUUGGAAUUCGGUAGAUGGCAUCGUCUGCUCUGAUCUGCGAAACUGAGCCAUGGAAGGAUUUGAAGGUCCAUGUAGAUGACAUUAAGAAGACUCAUUUGCGUGAAUUGAUGUGUGACACUAAGCGCUGCCAGUCCAUGAUGGUUGAGUUCGAUGGGAUAUUGUUGGAUUAUUCGAGGCAAUGUGCCACUCUUGAUACCUUGAAUAAGCUCAAAAAUUUAGCAGAGGCAGCACAUCUGAAAGAAAAGAUUAACCGGAUGUUCAAUGGAGAGCGCAUAAACAGCACAGAGAACAGAUCUGUCCUUCAUGUAGCACUUCGUGCUCCAAGGGAUUCAGUCAUAAAUAGUGAUGGGAAGAAUGUGGUCCCAGAUGUUUGGCAAGUUCUUGAUAAGAUCAAGGAUUUCUCUGAGAGGGUCCGCAGUGGUGCCUGGGUAGGAGCCACUGGGAAAGCGUUGAAAGAUGUCAUUGCAAUUGGAAUUGGAGGCAGUUUCCUAGGUCCUCUUUUUGUCCAUACAGCACUGCAAACAGACAAUGAAGCUGCUGAAUUUGCAAAAGGUCGCCAGUUGCGUUUCCUUGCAAAUGUUGACCCAAUUGAUGUUGCAAGAAACAUUGCAGGGUUGAAUCCUGAAACCACUUUAGUUGUUGUGGUAUCAAAAACUUUCACAACAGCUGAGACCAUGCUGAACGCCCGGACUUUGAGAGAGUGGAUCUCGGCUGCCUUGGGGCCUCAAGCAGUGGCAAAGCACAUGGUUGCUGUCAGCACUAACCUCACGCUUGUGGAAAAGUUUGGCAUUGAUCCAAAUAAUGCUUUUGCAUUCUGGGAUUGGGUAGGAGGACGCUAUAGCGUUUGCAGUGCUGUUGGAGUAUUGCCACUUUCUCUGCAAUAUGGUUUUGCAGUUGUUGAAAAGUUCCUAAGGGGAGCUUCAAGUAUCGAUCAGCAUUUCCAUUCAGCGCCUUUUGAGAAAAAUUUACCUGUGCUAUUAGGCCUGUUGAGUGUUUGGAAUGUUUCAUUCCUUGGAUAUCCAGCUAGAGCAAUUUUACCUUAUUCUCAAGCACUGGAAAAAUUUGCACCACAUAUUCAGCAGGUUAGCAUGGAGAGUAAUGGGAAAGGGGUUUCAAUUGAUGGCGUGCCUCUUCCAUAUGAGACUGGUGAAAUUGACUUUGGUGAACCAGGAACAAAUGGACAACACAGCUUUUACCAAUUAAUUCACCAGGGUCGUGUUAUUCCAUGUGAUUUUAUUGGUGUGGUAAAGAGUCAGCAGCCUGUUUACCUGAAAGGUGAAUUAGUAAGCAACCAUGAUGAGCUCAUGUCAAACUUCUUUGCCCAGCCAGAUGCACUUGCCUAUGGGAAGACUCCAGAACAGUUGUUAAAAGAGAAUAUUCCUGAACAUCUUAUUACUCACAAGACUUUCUCUGGCAAUCGUCCAUCUCUUAGCAUUCUACUUCCUUCACUGAAUGCUUACAAUGUCGGACAGUUACUGGCGAUUUACGAACACAGGGUUGCCGUUGAAGGAUUUGUAUGGGGUAUCAAUUCUUUUGACCAAUGGGGGGUAGAAUUGGGAAAGUCACUGGCUACUCAAGUCAGAAAGCAACUCCAUGCAUCCCGUAAGAAAGGUGAAGCAGUGGAAGGGUUCAAUUUCAGUACUACCACAGUCUUAAAAAGAUAUCUAGAGGCAAGCGCAGACGUUCCUAAGGAGGAUUGCACAAUUUUGCCAAAGAUGUAAUCCUCGACUCCACCAGAGAAAUUGUCAGGCACACAACUUGGUUUGCAUGGAUGAUUGCGUAACUAAUUUGCUCGUGGCUGUCGUUGUACAACUUUAUGGCCAAAUUUUCUUUUUCAUGACCAUUGUUCUUCAAAGUCAUCUCAUUUAUGUUCAAGUCGGUUCCUGUCAUUUGCUCUGAUAUGACCUCCUCCCAGAAUUCCCCCUACUAUUAACUUGUAUUUAUGAACAUAAUGUUCAUAACAAUCAUACUCACGGCAGCAAUAAUACUUACAAGUUUGAGGGGAA
Sesamum indicum (sesame) is the source of this 2144-nucleotide messenger RNA. RefSeq names its product Sugar isomerase (SIS) family protein. Lineage: Eukaryota; Viridiplantae; Streptophyta; Magnoliopsida; Lamiales; Pedaliaceae. Gene Ontology annotation, molecular function: monosaccharide binding; glucose-6-phosphate isomerase activity; carbohydrate derivative binding. The record is from RefSeq and is a predicted model, not a curated record. Gene Ontology annotation, biological process: glucose 6-phosphate metabolic process; glycolytic process; gluconeogenesis. Gene Ontology annotation, cellular component: cytosol.